Erythranthe guttata (spotted monkey flower) is the source of this 2309-nucleotide messenger RNA. RefSeq names its product ACT-like protein tyrosine kinase family protein (gene STY46). The record is from RefSeq and is a predicted model, not a curated record. Gene Ontology annotation, biological process: protein phosphorylation. Gene Ontology annotation, molecular function: protein serine/threonine kinase activity; ATP binding. NCBI's taxonomy places the organism in Eukaryota, Viridiplantae, Streptophyta, Magnoliopsida, Lamiales, Phrymaceae.
GAGAGAGAGACAGCUUUUACAAGGAGAGAGAGAGAGAGAGAGAGAGAGAGAGAGAGAGAGAGAGAGAGGAUAUCUAUGAACAAAUGGAUCAAAUUCAAAACCCAAACCCAAGCUAAUUGAAAUUCCUUUGAAUAUUUAUUUCCUUUUCCAUUAUCCUAUUCGCGAGCUGUAACAGUAGAACGUAUAUAAAAUUCGGUUCGAGGCGUCUAUAAUCCGCAUCUACGACGUAUAAAAAUCCGAUAUCGCGGCGAAAAUUCACUCCACGUGAACCGCAGAAUCCACUAGAUCCAGUUUGUAGAGGAAAUCAAGCAGGCUAUUGGUCGUGAUUUUUUGGAAGAGAAUUGUCGUGAAUUCGGGGUUCUCAAAUGGUGAUGGAAGAUAACGAGAGUUGUGGAAGUAGGGUGGUGGAAUCUUCGUCGGCGAAGAGCCGGCAGCAGCAGAAGAAGGUGGAGGUCUUCAAUGAGGUUCUGCGCCGCCUCAAGGAAUCUGACCAUCCGGAGGCGCAGGAGCCGGGUUUCGAUGAUCAGCUUUGGGCUCAUUUCAAUCGCCUCCCAGCCAGGUAUGCGAUGGAUGUGAAUGUCGAGAGGGCAGAAGAUGUUCUUACACACAGGCGAUUACUGCAUCUGGCGCGUGAUCCUGCUAAUAGGCCAGCUUUUGAAGUCCGGCUUGUGCAGGUUGGUCCUGUAUUAGAUGGGAGCUCAGGAGAUACGGUGCAUUCACGUUUACCGACUAGGGGAAGCAUCCAUCCUCCACCUGCCUUUGGUUCUUCUCCUAAUCUUGAAGCUCUUGCACUCGAAGCAAGCAAAUUUGAUAUACAAGAUGGGGACAGCGCUGCGGAUGCUGAUGCCAAGUUUCCAAGGCCUAUGCACGAGAUUACAUUUUCAACAGAUGACAAGCCAAAGCUCCUCAGUCAGUUGACUUCUCUACUAUCAGAAGUUGGGCUCAAUAUCCAGGAAGCACAUGCCUUUUCCACUGUGGAUGGCUACUCUCUAGAUGUCUUUGUUGUUGAUGGCUGGCAAUUUGAGGAGGUUGAGCAACUCCGGACUGCUGUGGAAAAAGAAGUUUUGAAAAUUGAGAGAACUCGUUGGCCUAAUCCACAUGUGUUGCCUACUCUCCAUGAAAAUGAGCAAAUAAAGAUUAAAUCUGAAUCUAAUCAGAAUCACCUGACAAUACCCAAUGAUGGAACUGAUGUGUGGGAAAUUGAUCCUCAACUCUUGAAAUUUGAAUCCAAAAUAGCGUCAGGAUCUUAUGGUGAUCUAUACAAAGCUACUUACCGCAGUCAGGAAGUAGCAAUCAAAAUUCUCAAGACAGAGCGCUUGAAUACCGAACUGCAGAAGGAGUUCGCCCAAGAAGUAUAUAUAAUGAGAAAAGUUCGACACAAAAAUGUUGUCCAGUUCAUAGGAGCAUGCACCAAACCUCCAAAUUUGUGUAUAGUGACAGAAUACAUGUCGGGAGGGAGUGUUUAUGACUAUUUACACAAGCAAAAGGGUACUUUUAAGCUUCCAAAUUUACUCAAAGUAGCGAUUGAUAUAUCAAAGGGCAUGAACUAUUUGCAUCAGAACAACAUAAUUCAUAGGGAUUUGAAGGCUGCAAAUCUUUUGAUGGAUGAAAAUGAAGUUGUUAAGGUAGCUGAUUUUGGCGUCGCCAGAGUGAAAACACAAACAGGUGUAAUGACAGCUGAAACUGGGACGUAUAGGUGGAUGGCCCCUGAGGUUAUUGAACAUAAACCCUAUGAUCAUAAGGCAGACGUCUUUAGUUUUGGGGUGGUUUUAUGGGAACUGCUGACAGGAAAGAUUCCAUACGAGUACUUGACACCUUUACAAGCAGCAGUUGGAGUUGUCCAAAAGGGUCUUCGGCCAACUAUUCCGAAGCUAACUCAUCAAAAGCUUACUGAGCUGCUUGAGAGAUGCUGGCAGCAAGAUCCAGCUCUGAGACCCGACUUUUGCGAAGUAACGGAAUUACUUAAGCAAAUUUCUAAGGAGGUUGGAGACGAUGGAGAUGAUAAACGGAAGGAUAAAUCUGGAGGAUUUUUUUCUUCACUGAGAAGGGGGCAUCACUGAAAGAAAGAAAAAUGUUGAUUAGAAUUAUUAUACUCACCUCCAAUUUUUGGGCACUUGCACCCUUAAUCUUAAUUCAAAUUUGUACUGUACAGUAUCUAUCCCUUUCAUUAACGUCGUACCUACAUAUUUUUCAUCCUUCAAAUUAAGGUUUUAUUUUUCUAACUAAAUAAAAUAGCUUGCUAAUAUUUUCUAUGGGUACAAGAAUUAGGACCUCGCACAAGCAUGAAUGAAUCUCUGCUAGUUAUAACU